CUUUAGCCCCAGAAAAGAGGAUCUCGGACGACGCGAAGCUCCCGCUGGUGGCGCAGGAUGCGAGUGAUCGACGCGGCUUGAAACUAGUUUGGUUUACAUCGACAAUUGUUCUAUGCAAGCGUGUCAAGCUGCUCGCGCUGCAAGAUAGCCAUGCCUCUCUGCCUGAGCAUCCCAUAGAUCCAGUCAUGGUCGUCGCCCUGACAACACGCAGGCGAUUUGGCUGGCCCAAGGUACUCAGUCCGCGUUUCCUACGCCUGAUCGCACUCGUCGUCGUCGUCUUCUGGGCAGCCCCAAAGACUUGGCGAUCAAGUAUCACCGAAAAGUCAAUCGAGAAUCUCGACAGGCUCGUCUCACGACAAGGCAGACCGAACGGGCUGUUCUAUGACGCCAAGAAGGGUCAUUUGCUCCUGCCGGCGCGCUUACCCCGGCAUCCUGUCAGAGAACUCAUCGAGCAUGGCAAGAAAGAGUGGGCAGAUAAAGUUGCAAGACAGAGCAGGACGCUCGAGCAGGCCGUUGCAGAGUAUAUGAAGCGGUACGGGCGUAAUCCGCCACGAGGAUUCGAUCUAUGGUGGAACUACGCCAAGGAGAAUCAUGUGAUCCUCAAGGAUGAGUAUGACCAGAUCAACAGAGAUAUAGAGCCCUACCUCGCCUUACACUCGCAAACGAUCAGAGAGAGAACCGCAAAGCUCGCGGAGAGCAAGCAGACGGGCACAGUCGCAUUCCUGCCCGAUCAAGAUCCGCCAUAUGCCAUUGAGCCUUUCAAAGCAAGGACAAAAGAUCUAGUGGACAUGCUCGAGCCAAUCAUACCAUCACUGCCGGCUGCGUUCAACAUUACCAUCUCUGUACACGACGGUGGAUAUGGCCGGCUAGCGUACGACCACGAGCAACAUCUCCGCAAUCUCGCGCGAACGAGCCAGAUUGUGGAAUUGGGAGCGCGGCGAGAUGGAUGGAAGGGCUCGAUGAACAGCAGCUUAGCCCCGACGGCCAAGCUCUGUCCGCCAGACUCCCCAAUGCGAUCCUUCACGCCCGACGAGACCAACAGACCAGACUACGAGCAGUAUCGAAUGCCGCCUUUGCAUUCUUUCAUCUACAAGCACAAAGCUGCCAUGGAUGUCUGCUAUAGCCCCGAGCUUUACUGGGUACAUGGCGCAGUACGAGGAAAACCAGAUCUGCAAGAAGCAAAGCCGAUGUUCACCUGGUCCAAAGUCUUCUCGCACUCUGAUCUCACCAUCGUACCUUUGGAGCAGUACAGAGACGACUAUGGCAUCGAUGAGCCCCAGUGGCACGAGAAGAAGCACGGCACGCUAGCUUGGAGAGGAUCACUGACGGGCUCCUCGUUUGUCGUCGGCAACGAAUGGUCUUGGAAGCUCAGUCCGAGAUGGCGGCUGCAUCAAGUCGCCAAUGCUGUCUCGGGUUCUCGAUCCGUCCUGCGAGAGAAGCCAAAUGGAUCGGUGGACACAGUCGACAAGAAGGUUGCAGACCUCAACCGGGAUUACUUCAACGCAAGCGUGGCUGGCAAACCACUGCAGUGCGACGAUGAGACGCGAGAGCUCAUACAGCAGACAAUUGCCUUUGCGCCCAAGAUGGACAAUUCCGCUUUAUUCGAGCACAAGUACUUGCUAGACGUCGAUGGAAAUGGGUGGUCCGGGCGAUUCCAUAAGCUCAUGCGAAGCAAUUCGCUCGUUUUCAAGGCCAGCGUCUUCACCGAAUGGUGGGUCGAGAGAUCUCAGCCAUGGGUACACUAUGUUCCAGUCAAUCCAGACUACAGCGACGUCUACGACAUCAUGGCAUUCUUUGAGGGCAUCAAGGGAGGCACGCGGAAUGAAGAUCUGGCAGAGGAGAUGGCAAAGGCCGGCCAGGAGUGGGCACGCUUGCACUGGCGACGGGAGGACAUGAUCGCCUUUAUGUGGCGCAUGUUGCUCGAAGUGAACAGACUCUACAAUCGCAGCGACCAGGAAUCGUUUGACUAUGGUCAAGACAACGACGAAGCAUGGUAAUCAGCAUCUCUAGACACGCACGU
This is a messenger RNA of Mixia osmundae IAM 14324, 2020 nucleotides long. RefSeq names its product glycosyltransferase family 90 protein. The transcript has 6 exons. The record is from RefSeq and is a predicted model, not a curated record. Bases 186 to 1997 code for a protein of 603 amino acids. NCBI's taxonomy places the organism in Eukaryota, Fungi, Basidiomycota, Mixiomycetes, Mixiales, Mixiaceae.